Messenger RNA from Raphanus sativus (radish), 1485 nucleotides. RefSeq names its product transcription factor TCP12. Bases 155 to 1207 code for a protein of 350 amino acids. Gene Ontology annotation, molecular function: sequence-specific DNA binding; DNA-binding transcription factor activity. Lineage: Eukaryota; Viridiplantae; Streptophyta; Magnoliopsida; Brassicales; Brassicaceae. The transcript is spliced from 2 exons. Gene Ontology annotation, cellular component: nucleus. The record is from RefSeq and is a predicted model, not a curated record. Gene Ontology annotation, biological process: regulation of secondary shoot formation.
UACCAAAAGUAUUCAUUUUCACAAUCGCUUUUUGUCCUUCUUCCUCAACCUAUCUACCUUUAUAGCACAAGCACACACACACUAAUGAACCAACAGGCUUGAUUGAAGAAGGGGAAAAACUGUGUACAGAUUACCUAUCUCUCUCUUCAAUCUAAUGUUUCCUUCUAUAGACACCAAUGGCUAUGACCUCUUUGAUCCCUUCAGUCUCCAUGAAGCAACCAUGCUUCCUUCUUUCACUACUCACAUCCAAAGCCCUAGUUCUCACCAUCAUUACCCUUUGCCUUCUUUUCCUUUCUCUUCAGAUUUUCUUGAUGAAUCUGUCUUGAUAAGCAAAUUCUUGUUACAGCAGCAAGAUGAUGUUGAUUCUCCGAGAAAAUUCUGCAAGGAGCUUGAGCAAGAAAAAAAUAAUGAGUGGGUUGAUGGAACCACCUCAGAAAAGGUUUCACCAAGAAGAACUGGAAAGAAAAGGGACAGGCAUAGUAAGAUCUGCACCGCUCAAGGUCCUAGAGACAGGAGGAUGAGACUGUCUCUCCAGAUUGCUCGCAAAUUCUUUGAUCUUCAAGACAUGUUGGGUUUCGAUAAGCCGAGCAAGACCAUCGAAUGGCUUAUCUCCAAAUCAAAGGCUUCCAUCAAACAAGUGAAAGAAAGUGCAGCUGCAUCAGAAGGAGGAGGAGGAGGAGGAAAACAUGAACAUCUUCAGGUUAGUGAAAAUGCAAAUGACGAGACACUGAAAGUCUCAAAGAGAAAAACAAAGAGGGUGGAUGACUCUUGUAAGAAGAAAGAGUCGAGAGAGAAAGCUAGAGAACGAGCAAGAGAGAGAACAAUGGUGAAGAUGAAGAUGAGAUUAUCAGGACUAGUUGACACCUCGAAAACAUUUUCAGAUCCUAAUCAAGAAUCAAGAAAGACUAAGGUAACCGGUGGUGCACAAGUAGAAGGGCAAAACCUAGAACAAGAAAGGAGUGCAACUAACUUGAACAUGGAUUCUGUGAGCAUUAUAGAGAAGUUUCUUGGACUAACCAGUGAAUCUAGCUCUACCAUAUUUGGAGACUCCGAGGAAUCUUACACAAGUCUUGGCUUAAUUAGAGGAACUGUUUCAACAGCAGGAGUGGUGAUACCAAGGGAACAUAACACAACUUCAACAGCCUCAGUAGAUAAGGAGAGAAACCAUAUUUCGACGUUUUCUCUAUACGAUUAUCUCUGCAACUGAUGAUCAUGAUGCUCCGUUCUUAUGAGGUAUUUGGAGUUUCUAUAUGCAUCAACAUAAGAGCCUCAUGAGCCAGAUCUUUCACAUAUAUAAGAUUAUAAUUGUAGACAUGUGUGUGUGUGUGUGUGUGUGUGUGUGUGUGUGUGUGUGUGUGUGUGUGUGUGUGUGUGUGUGUGUGUGUGUGGGUUUUGUCUGCUAAUUUGGUUGAGGCUUUGGACUGCUUGAUUGAUGGAGAAAUUUAUAUUCUAUAUUUGUUGUUUAAAAUAAUUAAUUAUUCAGCA